This is a messenger RNA of Toxorhynchites rutilus septentrionalis, 1974 nucleotides long. RefSeq lists its product as uncharacterized. Gene Ontology annotation, molecular function: zinc ion binding; nucleic acid binding. The record is from RefSeq and is a predicted model, not a curated record. The coding region runs from base 1 to 1974 and encodes 657 amino acids. NCBI's taxonomy places the organism in Eukaryota, Metazoa, Arthropoda, Insecta, Diptera, Culicidae. The transcript has a single exon.
AUGAAUCCUGGAGCAGGAGUACCACCGUUUGAUCCGGACGACACGACCAACGUUAGUUCGAGGUGGAAAAAGUGGAAGCGAGCAUUUGAAAUAAUUUUAGACGUGAAUAAUGUGGCGCUUACCUCAAGAAAAAAGGCAUAUCUCCUGCAUUAUGCUGGUAAAGGUGUGCAGGACAUUUACGACAGUUUGGUGGGAAACGAAGAGCAGGAAGUACCGGUUGGAUCAGACGCGUACAAGGAGGCUGUUAAUGUGUUGGAUAAGCACUUUUUGCCCAUGAAGUGCUUGCCUCAGGAACGUCACAUAUUCCGGAAUUUGCAGCAAGAAUCUGAUGAAAAGAUUUCGAAAUUCGUACUGCGUUUAAGGGAGCAAGGUAACCUAUGCGAAUAUGGAGAUUGGCUCGAUGAGAAUAUAAAAGAACAAAUUUUCGAAAAAGGAUCAUCGAAUGAACUUCGUGCAAAAAUAUUAACGAAACCAGGAAUGACGUUGGAGGAGAUCAUCAAAGAAGGGCGUUCUCUAGAGACGAUUGAGAAAGUCAGUUGCCAGUUGCAGUUGCAGCAAUCAGUAGAUAUUAACAAACUUACAACUUACAAAAACGAGUGUUUCCGUUGUGGACGAAUAGGACAUUUUGCCAACGAUGAUUGUUGUCCUGCAAAAGAUAAAAAGUGUGAAAAGUGUGGUCUGAUUGGGCAUUUCCGGCGAUGCUGUAAGACGAAGGAACGUGAGGCAGUGAAUGAUCGUAACAAGAGAAAACAUCGGCGUGUUCGUCAAGUUGGAGAAGAAGCUUCAGGUGGAAGUGAGAGCAUUUGUGAUUCGGAUGAUAGUGGCAGUGGAAUUGUAGAUCCGCAAGAUGAUGUUAAAUAUGUUUUUGCUGCUAGUACGGAUGACACGCAAGGUGAUAAAGUAGUUUGCAGUGUGGGGGGUGUAAAAAUCAAUUGGAUCGUUGAUUCUGGAGCCGGAGUGAAUGUGAUUGAUAGCAACACUUGGUCUUAUUUGAAGAAACUCAAAAUAAACGUUCUUUCUCAAUCCAAAGACUCCACGCGAACCCUGAAGGCGUACGGAAACAACAACUUGCAAGUCAUCGGUGAAUUUACGGCUAACAUCGCAACCAAGUAUAACAAUGUGGUUGCUGAAGUAUUCGUUGUGAAGAACAAAGGGGCAAGUCUGCUGAGUCGUGAUACAGCCACCCAAUUGCAGAUUCUCAAAAUCGAUACAAACGUGUGGAUUGUGAAUGAGAAUAACAAAAUAGGAAAAGUAGCAGGCUUUGAAGUUUCGCUUCAAAUUGACGAUAAAGUGAAGCCAGUUCAACAUACGAAAUGUCAUGUUCCAAUUCCGUUGCAGGAAAAAGUACAAAGUGAGAUAGAUCAUCUGCUCGAACAGGAUAUAAUCGAAACAGCUCCGAGAGAUUCCCCAUGGAUAUCUCGCCUAGUUAUUAGUCCAAAGGCUGGUGAUCCAGUGAGUGUUCGGUUGUGCGUGGACAUGAGAGCCGCUAAUAAAGCUAUCGUUCCACAGCACUACCCACUUCCUACCUUUGAUGACAUUGUACCUCAUUUGCAUAAUUGCAAAUGGUUUUCUAAAAUAGAUUUAACCAAGGCCUUCCAUCAAGUAGUUUUGGCGAAGGAAUGCAGAUUCAUCACUACGUUUGCUACUCACCAGGGAUACUAUCGUUACAAAAGGUUGACCUUCGGGAUGAAUUGCGCAUCUGAAGUAUUUCAAAGUAUUAUCGAGCGUGUUUUGAAAGGAAUAAAGUGCGUUCGAGUGUUCAUCGACGAUAUAGUCGUGUUUGGCCCUACGAAACAACAACAUGACGACACUCUGCGUGACGUAAUGAAUCGUUUGAAGGAGUUUGGACUUACUAUCAAUCACAAGAAAUGCGAGCUAGGAAGAUCAGAGGUAGUUUUUAUGGGACAUAUUCUUUCGGCGGACGGAAUCAGGCUGAAAGUCGCUUUGGAGAAGCAUCACUUUUGGCAAUUAUAG